Molecule: messenger RNA, 3576 nt
Organism: Lates calcarifer (barramundi perch)
Lineage: Eukaryota; Metazoa; Chordata; Actinopteri; Centropomidae
Gene: acaa1
Product: acetyl-CoA acyltransferase 1
Exons: 12
Coding region: 440-1735 (431 amino acids)
Biological process (GO): fatty acid beta-oxidation; phenylacetate catabolic process
Cellular component (GO): peroxisome
Molecular function (GO): acetyl-CoA C-acyltransferase activity
Source: RefSeq, a predicted model, not a curated record
GCGGAUACUGUGGGCGGCAACUUCAGCUCCGUGUUUCAGCUUGUAUUUGUUUACAUUUUGGAAAGUUAACAUCGCCGAAUUAACUAUUAACAGUUUGAUUUUGCUACGAACUAACAAAUGUACAGACAACUGUUACUGAAUAAGUUUGAAACUGAAGAAAACUUAAAAACACGAUUAUUUUCAGGCGAGUUCGGAAGAGGUCCAAUUUCCCGCCCCGUUAAUCUGCUGGACUCAGUCUCUUAAUUAUAGAUAAAUCGUGGUAAAUAGAUAUUUUUGUUUUCUUUUGUGACCACAGCUCUGCCGUAAAACAUCAAAGACGAAGAAAAGGAGGAGGAAGAGGAGAUGCGCGCUCUGAUUGUCCCUCCUCUCCACCCGUACUAAGGAAGUCUUUAGGAAGUGACCAGUCUUAGUGACUACUCUCAGGUGUUUCGUCGUCACAAUGCACAGAUUAAAGAUAAUUUCAGGUCACCUGUCUCCGUCCGGUUCCUCUGACUACAGACGGGACUUAUGGAGGUCAGAGUGUGGCUCCGGGUCCGGAUCAGGGCGCGCAGGGAGCAGCGGUCCGGACGACGUGGUGGUGGUCCAUGGACGGAGGACCGCUAUCGGCAGAGCCAAGAGAGGAUCCUUCAAGGACACCACACCUGACGAGCUGCUGAGCGCGGCCAUGACAGCUGUGCUUACAGAUGUUGGACUGUCACCCAACCUGCUGGGGGACGUCUGUGUGGGUAACGUGCUGCAGCCUGGAGCCGGAGCUCUGAUGGCCAGAGUGGCUCACUUCCUCAGUGGGUUUCCAGAGACCGUUCCAGUCUACACCGUCAACAGACAGUGCUCCUCCGGGCUGCAGGCUCUGUUCAACAUCGCAGGAGCCAUUAGAAGCAAAUCCAUCGACCUGGGCCUCGCCUGUGGUGUGGAGAGCAUGUCACUGCGUUCAAUAGGAAACCCUGGAGAUCUGAGCUCCAGACUGGUGGACAACGACAAGGCCAGAGACUGCAUCAUUCCUAUGGGCAUCACCUCAGAGAACGUUGCAGAGCGGUUUGGAGUCUCCAGAGAGAAGCAGGACGCCUUCGCUCUCAGCUCCCAGCAGAAAGCAGCCCGGGCUCAGAGUAUGGGCCUGUUCGACCAGGAGAUCGUUCCCGUCACCACCAAGUUAGUGGACGAUGGCGGUAAAGAGCGCGAGGUGACGGUGCAUAAAGACGACGGCAUCAGACCUGGAACAACUCUGGCAGGGCUGAGUAAACUCAGACCGGCCUUCAAACCUGACGGCAGCACCACGGCAGGUAACUCCAGCCAGGUGAGUGACGGAGCAGCAGCCGUGCUGAUUGGUCGCAGGUCUGCGGUUGAGGCUCUGGGUCUGCCGGUGCUGGGAGUCCUGAGGGCCAGUGCAGUGGUGGGGGUCCCUCCUGAUGUUAUGGGUAUUGGACCGGCGUAUGCCAUCCCUGCAGCUCUGGAACAAGCCGGACUGACUGUGGCCGACAUCGACGUGUUUGAAAUCAACGAGGCCUUUGCCAGUCAGGCGGUGUACUGUGUGGAGAAGCUGGGGAUCCCAGCGGAGAAGGUGAAUCCUAACGGCGGAGCCAUCGCCCUGGGUCACCCUCUGGGCUGCACCGGAGCCCGACAGGUGGUGACGCUGCUCAACGAGCUCAGACGUAGAGGACGGAGGGCGUACGGAGUCGUGUCCAUGUGCAUUGGGACGGGGAUGGGAGCUGCUGCCGUGUUCGAAUACCCCGGACCUUAGAGACGACGGCGACACGUCAGGACCAUGUAACUGUGAUUAAAGCCUCUUUCAGACACGACAGGUAACAUCAGAGUAACAGCUUCUGUACGGAUCAGAGCUGCAGUGAUUCAUUGAUUAUUUGAUCUGUUGGUACAACGGCCAGUUUCUACUAUUCUCUGACACUUCAUAAACAAACAAUUCAUCAAUUAAUGAGAUAAUAAUCACUGUUUUCAGCCCAUCAAAGAUCAUGGCUUAGCGACUGCUGACUGAAGCUCAGUAAUCCAAACUUUAAAUGACAGAGCUCCCCUUCUAUACCGUCCAGUCAGAUACAAACAAUGAAUCAGGCUUUUCUCGCUGUACUCAUCCCUCCUGUUCACUCUGUCCUCAGUUCCCUUCAUGAAUCAAAAUCACAGCGAGAAAUGAGUCACAAUGUUAGUGGGAAGUUUUGAAUUUUGCUGGACAAAAAUAUUAAAAUGAUGAUGCUGUGAUUUUGUUGGUCUGUUCCCUCACAUCUGUAGGUCUCUGUAACCAAACCCCACAGUCACUGCAAAAGUGUAGUUAGUUUAUCUGAAGCUGAUGAAGCUUCAACAGUCUGAGCAGAAUCCCGUGGGUUUCUACCAAAGCAAAGUCUUUUUUUCCAACAAUAUUUUUAUGAACAAAACAUGUUCAUAAAGUCAUUAGAAACAAGGAUCCUCAUGAAUCACAGAUUAUUAGUCUGGGUUCCAUGUCUGUUCUUGCAUAUAGAGAAAUGAAGUUUAACAGUCUCUUCCUGUUUCCUGGCUGAGCUGAGGUCAGUGACUAAAAGAGUAAAUUUAACACUAAACAGACUGAAACACUGAGAGAAUGAUUUGAUGUAUUUAACUCUGACUGUUGAAGCUUCAGAUGAACUUUACUCAGAACAAAGACUGUGGACUUAGUUCCCACUUUAUUCAGAGAUCAACAUUAACAGGAGGAACGACCACAGAGAGAAACCCUGUGACUGUAGAAAUAAAUAAAGUCAGUGUUACAGGUUCCGUGUCUGAAAGAGGCUGAAGAUUUGAUGAACUGAUACUGUUGUAAUUUAGCUGUUAAUACUUGUAUAGAAGACAUUGAUUAAGUGCCUUUGAUUUCAUGUUGCUGAUCGAAACACUUGAAACUAAUCUGCUGAACGUGUCCACUUCUGGAUCAGACCUGGUUUUACUCACUUGGCAUUUACUGCACCUCCUUCACAAUAAAAGCAUCCCGUUGGUUCGCCAGUCGAAAGCUUUUGAUGUGAAGCACAGAAGCAGGAAGUGUUUGGUUUAUAUCAGCUACACAAACAACAAGAGUUAGCAGAGCUUCAUUAGUGACGCUGUUCUACAAUAAAAACUGGUUGAUCUGGAUAAAUUCACUGUGAUAAGUGAUCGGAGGAUCCACAGAGAACAGCCACAGUGACGUGUCAGGAGUUCAUGAGUAAAUACUGAGUUUGAUUUAAUAUAAAUGUGUGUAGGAUGUUUUGAAUAUUUUCUGUGGGAACACUUUAACUCUGGUGUUUUUGAACCUGAGUUUUAUUUUCCAUGGGUUUCAGUGGAAAUGUUUGAUAGAGACAGAAAUCUCUGGAGAGAACCAGGUCUUAUUCCAGGUUCGAGAACACCAGAGUUCUCCCCUUAUUUAGCAUUUAGAGACAGUGUACACACAUGUAAUAACUGGUUUAUAACAGACUAUAAUACAGCUGUGAUCAGAUGAUAUGCUGGUUAUUAAUGCUGAAUAAGGGGAUUUAAAGUAAAGUUACCUGAGGACCAAUCCAACAGUCAUUUUGUUUUCAGAUUUGAUCUAAAGAUGAUCUGUUAUCACCUCAAACUGAUGUUCUGUGUAGAAACUGAAAAUAAAACAUUUCAUCAGGA